Messenger RNA from Galeopterus variegatus (Sunda flying lemur), 1596 nucleotides. Its product is annotated as alpha-1,6-mannosylglycoprotein 6-beta-N-acetylglucosaminyltransferase A. Lineage: Eukaryota; Metazoa; Chordata; Mammalia; Dermoptera; Cynocephalidae. The annotation marks the transcript as partial. Gene Ontology annotation, biological process: protein N-linked glycosylation. Gene Ontology annotation, molecular function: alpha-1,6-mannosylglycoprotein 6-beta-N-acetylglucosaminyltransferase activity. Gene Ontology annotation, cellular component: Golgi apparatus. The transcript has 11 exons. The record is from RefSeq and is a predicted model, not a curated record.
AGACAUGCUUACAUCUUUUGAGAAAAAGGAACUGAAGAGCAGGAAGAAAACCAUGGUCUGCUUCAGAAUGAAACUAGAAUGGGAGUGAAGAAAGGAAAUCGGCUGACGCAGGAGCCAGAGUGAGGCCACCAGACUCGCACACCCAGCCUACACCAUGAAUUUGGGUCUACCUUCUACACGUUAAGAGCCCCGGGCAGGUGAAGUUGCCGGAGAGCAAUGGCUCUCUUCACUCCAUGGAAGUUAUCCUCUCAGAAGCUGGGCUUUUUCCUUGUGACUUUUGGCUUCAUUUGGGGUAUGAUGCUAUUGCAUUUUACCAUCCAGCAGCGAACUCAGCCUGAAAGCAGCUCCAUGCUGCGCGAGCAGAUCCUGGACCUCAGCAAAAGGUACAUCAAGGCGCUGGCAGAAGAGAACAGGAACGUGGUAGAUGGGCCAUACGCUGGAGUCAUGACGGCUUACGAUCUAAAGAAGACUCUUGCUGUGCUAUUGGAUAACAUUUUGCAGCGCAUUGGCAAGUUAGAGUCAAAGGUGGACAAUCUCGUUAUCAAUGGCACAGGAACAAACUCGACCAACUCCACCACAGCUGUUCCCAGCUUGGUAGCACUUGAGAAAAUUAAUGUGGCAGAUAUCAUUAAUGGAGCUCAAGAAAAAUGCGUAUUGCCUCCUAUGGAUGGCUACCCCCACUGCGAGGGGAAAAUCAAGUGGAUGAAAGACAUGUGGCGUUCAGAUCCCUGCUACGCAGACUACGGAGUGGAUGGGUCCACCUGCUCUUUUUUUAUUUACCUCAGUGAGGUUGAAAAUUGGUGUCCUCAUUUACCUUGGAGAGCAAAAAAUCCCUACGACGAAACUGAUCAUAAUUCAUUAGCAGAAAUUCGUACGGAUUUUAAUAUUCUCUACAGUAUGAUGAAAAAGCAUGAAGAGUUCCGGUGGAUGCGACUACGGAUCCGGCGAAUGGCUGAUGCAUGGAUCCAAGCAAUCAAGUCCCUGGCAGAAAAGCAGAAUCUUGAAAAGAGAAAGCGGAAGAAAGUCCUUGUUCACCUGGGACUCCUGACCAAGGAAUCUGGAUUUAAGAUUGCAGAGACAGCCUUCAGUGGUGGCCCUCUUGGUGAAUUAGUUCAGUGGAGUGAUUUAAUUACAUCUCUGUACUUACUGGGCCAUGACAUUAGGAUUUCAGCUUCACUGGCUGAGCUCAAGGAAAUAAUGAAGAAGGUUGUGGGAAACCGAUCUGGCUGCCCAACUGUAGGAGACAGAAUUGUUGAGCUCAUUUAUAUUGACAUUGUAGGACUUGCUCAAUUCAAGAAGACUCUGGGACCAUCCUGGGUUCAUUACCAGUGCAUGCUCCGAGUCCUCGAUUCAUUUGGUACCGAACCAGAAUUUAAUCAUGCUAAUUAUGCCCAGUCUAAAGGCCACAAAACCCCAUGGGGAAAAUGGAAUCUGAACCCUCAGCAGUUUUAUACCAUGUUCCCUCAUACCCCAGAUAACAGCUUUCUGGGGUUUGUGGUCGAGCAGCACCUGAACUCCAGCGACAUCCACCACAUUAACGAAAUCAAAAGGCAGAACCAGUCCCUUGUGUAUGGCAAAGUGGAUAGCUUCUGGAAG